CAGAAUUUUCCCGCUCCACCGCAUUUUCACGGCGAAUGGAACCACCAGUUCCGCCGACAGCGAGUGCCAUAGACGAAGACGAAGAUUGGGAACUUUUCAACGACGAUGGCUUCGUUUACAAACGAAAAAAGCGAAGCCGUAUCGCCGACGCUGAAGAAACAUCGAAACCGCCGGAUCCAGAGUUAGAUCCGGUAGUAGAAGAGAGGAAUCGAAGGAUACGGAAGAAGAGAAUACUGGUGAAGCUCAAAAGAAAGUACCAGAGUGAGAUCGAGCAGUGGGAGAUUUUAUCGAACAGUUUGAAUUCUAUGCAAGUGAAAGCAGAUCGAUUUCAAUCGACGCAGCGAGAAGAGAGGUUAAAUGCGAACGAAACGAUGUCGUUUCCGGAGAAUUCUUCUUCUACAACAGAAGGAGCUCGAGAAUUUCGUGGAGAAGAUGCUUCUGCGCCGUCGUCUAUGCUCGACCAACUUCUUUUUAUGGCGGAAGCACAAGAAGCGGUAAUUAACGACGUCUCGAAGCUGUGUGAAGUAGCAGAGAACAUAUGUAGAAUAGAAGAAGAAGAGAAGAAGCAGUCCUUCUUUGAUCUUCCCAUAUGGAGCUCACCAACGGAUCUAAUGGCGUCGCUUUGUGCUGAUUAACCUCUAAAGUAAUCAUCUUUUGUGGUUUAUCUGAGCUCUCUACUUAGUUACGUUGUACAAUGCGUGUGGUUUGUGUUGCAAUUGUAGAGUUUCUGUGUUAGGCUCAAAUUAGGAGGUGUUCGGGGUUUUGAUAUAGAGAAAUGUGAAUCCAUUAAGAUAUGGUAUGGCUUGUGGAUUGGUUAUUUGGGUUCAGGUCAGUAUGUUUGUCUAAGCUCAUCAAUUAUGUAUAUUUAUUUUUGCCUUACCUCAAGAUGUUUAAGCACUAAAUAGAAUCUCUAUAAAUCAUUACUAUCUUA
Arabidopsis arenosa is the source of this 931-nucleotide messenger RNA. The record is from the annotation of a GenBank genome assembly. Lineage: Eukaryota; Viridiplantae; Streptophyta; Magnoliopsida; Brassicales; Brassicaceae.